Molecule: messenger RNA, 1929 nt
Organism: Coccomyxa subellipsoidea C-169
Lineage: Eukaryota; Viridiplantae; Chlorophyta; Trebouxiophyceae; Coccomyxaceae
Product: UPF0061-domain-containing protein
Exons: 12
Coding region: 1-1929 (642 amino acids)
Source: RefSeq, a predicted model, not a curated record
AUGGGGGUUUUGGAGGCUUUGCUGUUCGACAACCUUGCUCUGCGGGCGCUGCCUGUGGACAUAAGGGAAGGCAAUGAAAUACGCCCAGUCCCCAGGGCCUGCUAUGCCAGGGUGAAGCCAACGCCCGUGGACAGCCCCCGCCUUGUGGCGGCAUCGCCUAGCGCACUGGCUCUCCUGGACCUCGACAUGACAGAGACAGAGCGCCAGGAAUUUGUGGAGGUCAUGGCAGGCAACAAAUUGCUGCCCGGCAUGGACCCUGCCGCCCACUGCUAUUGUGGGCACCAGUUUGGCAACUUUGCCGGCCAGUUGGGGGACGGCGCUGUCAUCUACCUAGGAGAGGUGAUAAACAGCGCAGGUGCGCGGUGGGAGAUGCAGCUGAAGGGGGCCGGGUUGACCCCUUUUUCACGCCAGGCUGACGGCAGGAAGGUGCUCCGCAGCAGCAUCCGGGAGUUUCUGGCCAGCGAAGCCCUGCACCAUCUGGGGGUUGCGACCACCAGAGCAGGGUGCAUAAUGACGUCGGACACACAGGUGGUGAGGGACGUGCUGUACACUGGCAACCCAGUCUCUGAGCGCGCAAGCCUAGUGCUGCGCAUGGCGCCCACCUUCUUCCGCUUCGGCUCCUUUGAGGUCUUCAAGAAGACCGACACCCAGACAGGUGGACAUCUGCCCUCCUGCUUCAUAGCAAGGAGCAUGCUACCAGUGAUGCUGGAUCACAUCAUCAAAACCUUCUUUCCUGAGAUCUGGGAGGAGAUACCUAGAGGGAAAACAGAAGAGAGGAGAGGGAACAUGUAUAUGGAUUUCUACACUGAGGUAGUCCGGCGGACAUUCCAGCUUGCGGCUGCCUGGCAGUGUGUCGGCUUCUGCCAUGGUGUCCUCAACACCGACAACAUGAGCAUCCUUGGACUGACGAUCGACUAUGGCCCCUAUGGGUUCCUGGACCGGUAUGACCCGGAGCACGUGUGCAACCACUCGGACGACAGCGGCCGCUACAGCUACGAAGCGCAGCCGGGCAUCUGCGCAUGGAACUGCGAGAAGCUGGCCGAGGCGCUGGCGCCUGUUCUGGACUCCAGCCGCGCGCGUGCACAGCUCGAGACACUCUUUGCCCAGGAGUACACCAAGUGCGUGAAACAAUCUGCUCUGCAGCAGAAUAAGGAAAGAACCUUGCAUGCAUGCGUACUGCUCAGCUGUCAGAGCCCCUGUGCAGAUGCUAGAGGGACUCGUGCUAGGGCGCAGGUUAUGCACAAGACAGGAGCGGACUUCACCAACACGUUCCGGUGGCUGUCCACUGUGGAGAUGCCACCUCCCAGUAGAGCACACAGCGAUAACCAGGCCUCAAUUUCUGGCACUUCCCAGGCGGGGAUCUCAAAUGGCGCCCUGGCGUUGCCGCAGGAGCUGGCGGAAGCUGCCCGGCCGCGCAUGCACCCGCAGAACCUGCGCGUGCUGCUGCAGUUCUCACACAACGAGCUUCUCCUCGCCUCCAUGGGCGUCACCAAGGAGGUGCUGCAUCAGGAGAUGGCGCGGCUGGAGCGCUGCGAGGAGCUGGGGAAGCUGGACGCAGCUGCCAAGGCUCGCGCGGACGCGGAUGCCUGGCGCGGCUGGCUGCGGCGGUACACAGCGCGGCUGCAGCAGGAGGCCGACGCGGGCGCCAAUCCCCAACGCCGCAUCGCCACCAUGAACGGCAUCAACCCCAGGUAUGUGCUGCGCAACUGGAUAGCACAGCGCGCGAUAGAUGCGGCGGAGAAGGGCGACUACAGCGAGGUACGGCGAGUGCUGCGGCUGCUGGAGAACCCGUACUCUGACGAUGCCGCGGCAGACCUGGAUGCGAGCAGUGGGAGGAGUGGCAGCGAGGCUGCGUGCGGCCGCGAGCUUCAAUAUGAUGGACCGGUGCCGCAAUGGGCCAAAGGCCUCUGUGUCUCUUGCUCAUCCUGA